AGCUUACAGCACCUUGGCUUUUGAUGGAAGCAGCCCAACAGACUCCAGAGAUUUUCAUACCAUCUCGAAAUAUCCCCGCUAGCCUGUCUCUUUUAAUUAUCUAUGAGGCAUUGUCUGGGCCCUCCACGACACUGCAGUCUCUUUGUUGCUGUUUUCACAUUGAGAGAAACCUGCCUAGAAUCUCACCUCGUGCCCCCUGCGGCUAUCCACCUUUGACAAAAAAGACAGCACUAUGUUUGAAGUGCCUGAAGCAAAGAGGGUUCGGAGAGAAGAUCUGGACGCAUCAGAUGAUGGCGCAGAGAAUUGGAGCGACGACGGUAUUCGCGAUGCCGAGUUGCGCGCAAAACUGAAUGCACAGAUCGCAAGAUCACUGGGGCUGGAAAUCUUGGCAGAACCAACCCCUGAAGUCGCGAUGAAGGAUUGUUCUCUCACAAGAGGCAAAGAGUCCGGCGAUGACGAUAUGGGGGAUCCAGAGGUUACUCUGGCUGCCGAGGAUGAUGAGGAAGAGGAAUUCGUUUUUCGACUUUUCAGCAAAGCCCCGCCAAGUCAAAAGGUCGUGCUGGAAGAAGACACUGGACCAACAGGUGAUGGAAUCUUUGUAAGCGGUCGACCACUCACUUACUAUGUGGUGAAAAACAUCUCUGCGGAACGAAGGCAUGAGUAUGCUGUAGCAGCCGUGAGCGGGGAUCAAGUGUUGGCAAGAUCACACGGCAGGGCUUGGGGCCUCGAGGUUCCUUGGAAGGUUACGAAACUCGCUAUCACUCGAAAAGCCAGGCCGGAUGAAAAAGCACAGGAUGAAUUGGCUCAAAGGAAACGACGACCAGGAAAGAAACAACGGAUAUCCUUAAGAAAACGAGCAAAGGAAAAGGAAGAGAGGAAGGCAGCCGAAGUCAAGAAAAUGGCCGAGAAAGAGGAGCACAUAAAAGACAAGAAGAAGAGGAUGAAUCGGCUGAAGAAGCUGAGAAAAAGGGCAAAGGCAAAAGAACAGAAACAAGUAUCAAAAGAGGGAGAUGGAGAUGGCUCUAAUUCAGAUUCAUCAGGUUCUGAGUGAGCCUGAAAUUUCCCGGAGUCUCGAUGCUCAAUACUAUGUUGAUUUUAUGUGGAGAGCCUUAUUAAUAAAGAAAAAUACUACUUAAUAAAUUUACUUAAAUAGGCCAAUUUAAUUACAAGUAAAUUAUAUU
Fusarium redolens is the source of this 1181-nucleotide messenger RNA. RefSeq lists its product as uncharacterized. The record is from RefSeq and is a predicted model, not a curated record. The transcript is spliced from 2 exons. The coding region runs from base 233 to 1051 and encodes 272 amino acids. Lineage: Eukaryota; Fungi; Ascomycota; Sordariomycetes; Hypocreales; Nectriaceae.